ACUUUAUUUGGCCAUUCACAAUAUUUUAAGUCACAAUGAAGGUUGUGUGGAUAAAGCGCUUCCUCCUGAUACUGGCUGGAAUAUGUUCUAUAUAUUACAUAGUUCCAUCAUUUAUCAACCGAGAUGGUACAAUUGAAUCAUUUGGACAUGGCAGUCCUGGAAUGGUUUCUGAUUCGGAGCAAAGUGUUAAAGAUCUGUUUAAUUUGGUAAAAAAACUCCAUCAAAAACAAGAAUCCAUGCAGAAGCUUCUUGAAGAAGAUCUAGACAGACAGAGAAAAAUAGAAGAAAAACCAAUUGCAGUGGUCAAAAAGGAGGACGAAGAAAAACCUGGGAAAAUUGAACAGCCUGGAAAUAAAGGGAAUAAACUUUUCCCAAAGUCUCCCCUGUUCCAGAACUGGGGUGGAGAGAAUUUGUCAGAAGACGAACAAAAAGAGGCGCAAGCUUUGUUUGAGAAAUAUGGAUAUAACGUGUUUCUCAGUGACCGCCUACCCCUUAAUCGACCUCUUCCAGACACCAGGGACCCAAGAUGCUUGAAUAAGACCUACCCAAAGGAUCUGCCCAGCAUUGGAGUAGUUCUUAUCUACCUGGAUGAGGCCCUGUCAAUCCUCAAGAGAGCCAUCCGAAGUAUUAUCGACCGCACUCCGAAGUCCUUGCUGAAAGAAAUCAUAUUGGUGGAUGACCACAGCACAAAUGACGACCUGAAGCAGGACUUUGACAUGUACAUCAAGACCAUUGAGGACCAGAAUCCAGGCCUCCUCAUGACCAGAGUGAGACACAGUGAGCAGCUGGGGCUGACCACGGCUAGGAUCUCUGGAUGGAAGGCCGCCACGGCUGACGUGGUCGCCAUCUUGGAUGCUCAUAUUGAAGUCCAUGACCUGUGGGCUGAACCAUUGCUGACGCAGAUUAAAGGGGAUCGGAAGCUGAUUGUGUCUCCGGUGUUUGACAGAGUCAACUACUAUGAUCUUGAGAUUGUAACAUACUUGCCUGCAUCCCAUGCGUUUGACUGGGCUUUGUGGUGCAUGUACGAGAGAUUUAGGCCUGAGUGGUACAAACUAAAUGACCCCUCCUUGCCUGGGAAGAGUCCUUCCAUAAUGGGUAUCCUAGUCGCAGAUCGGACGUAUCUUGGUGAAAUUGGAGUUCUUGAUGGAGGAAUGAAAGUAUACGGGGGAGAAAAUGUUGAGCUCGGGAUUCGUGUUUGGACAUGUGGGGGAAGUAUUGAGGUUGUUCCAUGCUCCAAGAUAGCCCACAUUGAGAGGAACCAUAAGCCAUACAUGCCAGACCUCUCCAUCACAAUGAAAAGGAAUGCUUUGAGGGUAGCAGAGGUUUGGAUGGAUGAGUACAAACACAACGUCAAUCUGGCAUGGAAUCUGCCCUUCAAGGAUCACGGUAUUGACUUUGGGGAUGUGUCUGAGCGAAAAGAACUAAGAAAACGGCUGAAUUGUAAACCUUUCAAGUGGUACCUGGACAAUGUGUAUCCACUGCUGGAUAUCUGGGACGAUAUCCUGGCCUAUGGAGGACUGAAGAACCUCGAUGCCAACAUGUGUGUAGACCAAGGUCCAGUUCCAGGCCACACACCGAUUGCAUAUCACUGCUACUACUAUAUGCCUCAAUACACAUAUUUCCGAGGGACUGGUGAGCUUUACAUUGGUGGGAUCAAGUCCCAUAAGUACAAUGCUAAUCGCUGUUUGACGGACAGUGGUAACAAUGACAACGAGCCUGGCCUGAACGACUGCCACGAUGCUCUUCAGAAACAAAUUGCAAUUUACUGGGACUUCACCCAGGGUAAAGAAUUGAAGAACAAACAGACAGGUAGAUGUUUGGAAAUUGUAAAGGGCAAACUCUUGUUACAAGAAUGUACAGGCCAAAGAUGGGAAAUCCAAAAUGUUAUCAAACCUUUCUAAUAUAUGUCGUCAAUGUGGACUGCAACUACAUUGAUGAUCAUUAAUAAGCCAAUUUACAAAAGUCCAUUUACUACUAUCCACUAUGCUGUAUGCCAAUGUAUAACCUUUUUUUAUAAUACUCUUAUGUAACUUUGACACAAAGAAAGAAUGUAAAUUUUUCUAUGAAUAUAUAAUACAUUUCCAAAAACACUGUAAUCUAUUUUUAAACAGAUGAUUUGUUUCAGUUAAAAAGUGCCUUAUAUUGUUGAAAUGUUUGUAUUUGCUAUAAAGCUGUAACAAGCGAUGUGAUAAUUGGUGAACCUAUCUUGAAAAGCUGGGGGCUUUCCAGCUUCAAGCAAACCGUGGCUAUGGGGUCCAUAAAAGUAGCACCUGUCUGAGUCAGAACCAAUGAUAUUGCAGACGCUCACAUGCCUUUUCCUAAAGGUGGAGUUUAAGUUGGGAUAGAAGACGAUAUUUUCUUGCUCUAUUUUAGGGGCUCCAUGGGACAUCUACUUUUUUUAUUAAAUGUAUUGAUUCUUCGGUAAACCUAACUUGAUUGAA
Molecule: messenger RNA, 2441 nt
Organism: Gadus macrocephalus (Pacific cod)
Lineage: Eukaryota; Metazoa; Chordata; Actinopteri; Gadiformes; Gadidae
Product: probable polypeptide N-acetylgalactosaminyltransferase 8
Exons: 11
Coding region: 36-1901 (621 amino acids)
Cellular component (GO): Golgi apparatus
Source: RefSeq, a predicted model, not a curated record